This is a messenger RNA of Perkinsus marinus ATCC 50983, 962 nucleotides long. Its product is annotated as ATP-binding cassette transporter, putative. Bases 1 to 600 code for a protein of 199 amino acids. Lineage: Eukaryota; Perkinsozoa; Perkinsida; Perkinsidae. Gene Ontology annotation, molecular function: ABC-type transporter activity. Gene Ontology annotation, cellular component: membrane. The transcript has a single exon. The record is from RefSeq and is a predicted model, not a curated record.
AUGUGUCUGAUGCAACUGUUCGGUCCAGCUCAAACAGCGAUAAUCCGUUACCCUGAGCAACGCAUGGUCUUCUUGAGAGAGUACACCAGCGGCAUGUAUUCAGCGAUCCCCUAUGUCAUAUCGAAGAGUAUGAUUGAACUACCGUUAGCACUCUUCGAGUGCUUUCUCCAGAUUGUAGUCUUCUACUGGAUCGUAGGUCUUCAAGGCGACUUCAUGUUCUGGUUGUUGCUCAUCUGGCUACUUCAUCUGGUAUCCUCGUCCCUUGCUCAGCUAAUGGGUGCUACAACUUCAACUGUUAACAGAGCUAUGCAGUUGAUGCCCCUCCUGUUCAUUCCCCAAAUCGCCUUCUCAGGCCUUUUCAUUAAUCUUGAGAGGAUCCCUGUAUGGCUUCGCUGGGGACAGUACGUAUCCUAUCUCAAGUACGGCGUGAACCUUGGUUACUUCAUUGAGUUUGGUUUUGAUAAGCCGACUCUUGCUGAGAUUAACUCGAUAUACGCCAAUUUGGUCGGUCUUGAUAUGGGUAUUCUCCUCGCCAUGUUGAUCAUUUUUCGCAUUUUCACAAUAGUCGUGCUCAGGCGCAAAGCUCGCUUCGUUCAUUAAUACGUUCGCCGCAGCCUUGUGCUUGGGAUUCUUAUCGUGGCAUGCUAUAGCUGCCAAUGGGAACAAUCCUCGUAACAUUCAAUGAAAUAUAUUCGAGUAACUAAUUUGUUCAUAAGUACGUCAGAACAUAGCGUCCACUCCAACCUUUAUUGCUCAUCGUUCAACACGGAGCAGCUUUUCUCUGGAUGAUCGUUCGUACAUCGUGGCACAGAAGUAUCAUUUCAUACUCCAGUUUUGGAGGAGACUCAGACGUUGUACUGGGGAGGAGUCAAAUAUCAGAGCCCAUCACCGGUGAUAAUAUAUCGUGAGAAGUCAUCCUAGAUAGUCUGUCGCCGUCGGGGUCAAUCUCUUUUUUACGAAGC